AUCCAAAAGAUGACUUGUUUGUGUCACUAAAAAUGUUUGGUUGCAAAUUGACCCCACACUUCUAGCACCGGAAAACAAUGACUUUGCACCCACCUCACCUCUCUCACUCUCUUUAAAAGUACCUUAACACUUUUUCUGAGUGUAUUUUAAGCCUCUUUCUCCUCUCUUUUCAUUUUCUUAUUCAUUGGUUUUUCCUCUCUCUGAUCCUUUCCUUCCCUGAAUCUCAACCCCAAAAAACAAGAAAGAAAAAGCAUGAAGAAGAUCAAUCUAUUACUGAGAAAGUGCAAGAGCUUGUCAAGGCAACUUGGAAGAUCUUCAUCAUAUAGUAGCUUGAGGUCCAAAUCUACCAAGGAAGACUUGUGGGCAGGACAUGGCAUAAUGCAAGAAGAUGAACAUUGUGAAACAAUAUUUGUUGGGAGCACAAGGAAACGGUAUGUGAUCAGCUCCAAGUACCUGAAUCACCCUCUUCUAAAUGCUCUGAUCAACAAGUCAAAGCAAAAUGAUAGUGAUGAAAAUGUUUUGGUGGUCAACUGUGAGGUGGUUCUCUUUGAUCAUCUAUUGUGGAUGCUAGAAAAUGCAGAUCCUAAGCUUGGUUCUGAGUCUUUGGAGGAAUUGGCUGAACUCUAUGUGUUUUAAGAGUUGUCAAAGUGUAGAUUUCAGAUACCAAAUUUAUCUUGCAAAAUGUAAUGAUUGAGAGUCCUUUUUGUUUUCUUGUACAAUGACUUUAUAUCUAUGGUGCAUUAAAUGGUCAUAGCUGAAUUAUGUUCUAACUCACUGAGUUUUCAAGAGCCAUAUGCUUGAUUAAGGCCAUUAACUUGUUUCUUUGGGAAAUGGGCAUGUGCAGAUGGCUUUCUUAGAGUUCAA
Molecule: messenger RNA, 864 nt
Organism: Lotus japonicus
Lineage: Eukaryota; Viridiplantae; Streptophyta; Magnoliopsida; Fabales; Fabaceae
Product: auxin-responsive protein SAUR78
Exons: 1
Coding region: 253-636 (127 amino acids)
Biological process (GO): response to auxin
Source: RefSeq, a predicted model, not a curated record